Molecule: messenger RNA, 1776 nt
Organism: Colletotrichum graminicola M1.001
Lineage: Eukaryota; Fungi; Ascomycota; Sordariomycetes; Glomerellales; Glomerellaceae
Product: sodium/hydrogen exchanger family protein
Exons: 6
Coding region: 1-1776 (591 amino acids)
Biological process (GO): regulation of membrane potential; sodium ion export across plasma membrane; proton export across plasma membrane
Cellular component (GO): plasma membrane
Molecular function (GO): sodium:proton antiporter activity
Source: RefSeq, a predicted model, not a curated record
AUGCCUACUCUUGAUCCCAGCGAAUUGAACAUCGUGUUGGCCGUCUUUGGCGCGUUCAUCAUCCUCUUCGGCGUUCUCUCUGUGAAGAUCAAGAAUGUGUGGUACUUGGGCGAGGCCUUGCCGGCCGUCGUGUUAGGUAUCUGUCUUGGUCCACUAGCGGCCAAAUUUCUCGACAGUGAACGAUGGGGGUCGGCUGUCGAGGGUCAAACCAACGAUAUCACUCUCGGAGUUAUGAGAGUGAUGAUCGGUAUCCAGCUAGUCAUGGCUGGAUACCAGCUCCCGGCAAAAUAUCAGAGGAACAGAUGGAAGGAUAUGCUCGUCCUUAUGAUCCCCAUCAUGACCUUGAUGUGGUUGGCCACAACCAUCUGCAUCCUGGCGACGAUCCCCAAAGUGACGCUUCUGGGCGCCAUGGUUAUCGCUUCCUGCGUUACUUCGACAGACCCGGUGUUAUCACAAGCAGUUGCCAAGGGACCCUUCUCCGACAAGUUCGUCAGGCGUUCUCUGCGUGAAAUCAUCUCCUCCGAAGCCGGCGCCAACGACGGGUUCGGGUUUCCGUUCCUGAUGCUGGCCACGUACCUCAUGCGGCAUGCCGAGAACCCCGACUUGUCCGCCGGUAGUUCGACGGUAGAGACUGUUGCCCGAGCAAUCCUUCCCCGUGCAGGGGACGUUGCCCGCCAGGGUGGCGGCAUUGGUAUCGCGAUGAUGAACUGGCUCCUCGAGACCUGGCUCUACUUUGUUCUGAUGAGUAUCGUCUACGGUGCAAUUGUCGGAACAAUGAUCAGAUUCGCCCUCAAGUUUGCUGUCAGGAGGCAACACAGGAAAUGGAUUGACUCGGAGAGCUACGUGCUCGUGCCAACCGCCAUCGGUCUCUUCCUAAUGGGCACAUCUGGAGCGAUUGGAACCGAUGAUCUUCUGUCCUGCUUCGUUGCUGGCAGUGCACUCAACUGGGAUGGCGAGUACCUGGCCGAGGCUCAGAAGCGACACGACGAGGUCAACGCCAGUAUCGAUGUUCUUCUCAACUUUGGCGGCUUCAUCUAUCUCGGCACUAUCAUCCCCUGGAGCGAGUUCAACUCGGACAUAACCGGCAUCAGCCCUGGUCGUCUCUUCGGCCUUGGCGCGCUUGUCCUUGCCUUCCGCCGUAUUCCUGCUGUCCUACUCACCUACAAGCUCAUGCCCAACACCAUCAAGGACUGGAAGGAAGCCCUUUUCAUGGGAUACUUUGGUCCCAUAGGUGUUGGUGCGGCUUUCUAUGUGGAGCAUGCCCGCCAUCUUUUCCCCACGAUCACCGAAGCGGCAGGUGACAAUGAGGUUACGGAUAUGCUCCGAGCCAUAGGGCCCGUUGUUUACUGGCUGGCGCUUUUCUCCAUCAUCGUUCAUGGUCUUUCCAUCCCUACCCUUAAUAUCAUCUACGAGUACAUGGGCGUGAAGCCUAUCCAGGAGGAUGCAGUCGCAGUCAGACGCAGGUCUGUCCGCGUACCUCCGCCUUCCAACGCUGUCGAGGGCGACAAGGAAACCUUCAUCGCCUUCAACCGCUUCUCGCGACCUAACCUGUCUGCGGAGUCGCUGUCGCACCUACGGGACGACGAUUCUAUCACAGACGAGAAGGUCAGGUACCCAGACCUUGAGACGGGCCUAGAGCAAGCCAAGCAUAACGCGCAGUUGUCGCCGAAACGCAGCUUUAACUUCCCAUCAGUAAGCCCGCCUCGGAGCCAUAGCCGACCAAGAACGAGCGCCAGCCAAGUCAAGUGGGACCAGUCCCACGCCACGCAAGGUUGA